Hypoxylon trugodes is the source of this 2305-nucleotide messenger RNA. RefSeq lists its product as uncharacterized. Lineage: Eukaryota; Fungi; Ascomycota; Sordariomycetes; Xylariales; Hypoxylaceae. Gene Ontology annotation, molecular function: zinc ion binding; DNA-binding transcription factor activity, RNA polymerase II-specific. Gene Ontology annotation, biological process: regulation of DNA-templated transcription. The transcript has a single exon. The record is from RefSeq and is a predicted model, not a curated record. The coding region runs from base 476 to 2161 and encodes 561 amino acids.
AACCAUUUAGAGUUCUUAAAAUUAUCUCCAUCGGUCAUGCCAUCGUUGAAUUAUAGCAAGAGCUAUGCAUAGGUAUAUGAAAAUAUCACCGAAUUAAUCCACAUUCUUUACCCCUAAGUCUCACUUUCCGGCGCAGUUGGUUGCCCUGAGAUCAGCAAGGUUACACAGCUGAAUUGGGGUAAACUCCAGUCCUCAUCAAAUUUAGCGGUCUCCAUUGCUUUCAGCUGACAAAGUACAAGUACCCUAUUUUAUCGUAACACAAACCACCAUUUAUCUCCUAGAAAGGUAUAUAUCCGCAUGAGUUGGCGUUCUUUUUUCUUUUCUCGUAAACCAUCGUAUUGUCUCAGCCAGUUAAAUUUAUCACUUAUCACCCAUCCACCUUUAUCCUGUAUUAACUUUACUUCUGAAGCCACCUUAUUUUCUUGGUAUCGAGAAGAUCAAAUCACGAGAUAGCCUUACACAAAGACAAGAAAACAUGUCAAUGACACCAGGCCAAUACUGGGAUCUACUAGAACGAAACGAGCCUCCAAUCAAGCGCAGAGCCAAUCAUGCCAAGGUGCGGACGGGAUGUACCACAUGCAAAGUGAGGCGCGUGAAGUGUGACGAGAAGAAGCCAUGCUGCAGCCGCUGUGAAAGGUCGGGGUACACGUGCGCCGGCUAUGAAGAACCUGGCCCGAAGCGUAGUAGCAAAAGCCCUACUACGUCAUCUACUUCCAGAAACUCUGCGAGACUUGUAGAUGUCGCAAGAUUACGGCCAAAGUCCCUUCAGCCACGGGUACUUGACGCGAUGCAGCAGUUCCCCGUUGGUUUUCUAUUACCCACAUCACUCACGCCGGCUUAUCUGGAGGGCCGUGAUGUCCCGUUUUUCGAUCAGUUCCGGUCUCGCAUCAUGAUAGAUAUAUCUACCUGGUGCGGGGCGGACUACUGGAAAUGCAUGCUUUCUGAGGUGAUGCAUGACGAGUGCAUACGGCAUGCUGCGUUAGCAUUAUCUGCUAUGUUGCAGGCGGUUGAACGGUGUAUGGAUCCACCUAAAGCAUCGGCUAGCUCAAUAGCACAAUGCAAAGAAGGGCAAUUGGCGCUUCAUCACUAUAUGAAGGCAAUAUCCUUAUGUCGGAAGCAAUUAAUAGGUGGCAUCACCAACGACACCGUUCGCUCCAAUCUAACAUCAACCUUCUUUUUCGCCAUGAUCGAAAUAUUACAAGGGAACAUGGCUACAGUGGAGCAAAUUAUGGCCAACGGCGCGAUGCUAAUACGCGACGCGAUAAAAGCGAAGACUCCAAGCGGGCUUCCCGCAGUAACCCAAGACCAGCAAUUUACGCACAUAAAAGAAGGCUUCGACAAAGUGACCAUCAUGUGGAAAUUAUCUCCUUUCUGUCACGGGCAGAGAGAUAUAUUCUAUACGAAUUUAGAGAAUUCUUAUAGAAAUGUGGAGGCACCAACCAUGGAUACGCCCAUGCCGGAAGUUCGGAGGCGUUGGACUAUGUUUAAUAAUGAACUGGGUCUUUUCAUGAUGAGCGUUCGAUGCGGGAAAAUCGUCCCUCUAGAAUAUAUGGAGGUGGUGAGCGCGCAAAAGUCUACGUUCUUGGCGCAACUCCGCCAGUGGAUUCCAGUAAUAGACAGCAUGCUAGAGAGAGAGAAGAACAGGCCGGAAUUUUACUCAUUAACUAUUAUGAAAGCGUCGGCUUUGAGCGGGAAUAUAUUUUUAUCAUGUUUCCAGGAUAGGACCGACGUUUCAUACGACCUACAUCAUCAGGGCUUCGUCGAAAUCAUUCAACUUUGUCAGAGAUUUGUGCCUGAUAAGCCACCAAAACAUCUUUCUCUCACCCUCGACGUAGACGUCUUCCCGGUGGUCAGCUUUGCUCUAUCCAAAUGCCGCGAUCAGAAGACGCGACAACUAGCAUUGAAGAUCUUCCGCGAGAUGACGUACCGACAGGUCUUUUGGAAUAACGAAGGAAUGCUGAAGUCGCUGCAGGCUUUGAUUGACUUGGAACAGAAGGGAAGAGAUAAGAGAGGAUUUAUUCCCCCAUCUUCGCGGUAUUACUUCGUGGGUUCUGAAUGGAACUUUGAAAGCCGUGAGUUGAUGGCGAUGUUCGUCCCUGUAAAUUCGGUCCCCACUGAGUACGGAGAUUUGCCUACGGUGCGAGUACCUAUAAGCUUUUAAUAUAAACGAACCGAUUAAGGGAAAUUCUAGAGACGUGGGUAGCAUGCGACUGAGCCAUGAGCGGGCUCGCAUAUAAAGACUAACAAGAAUGGCUUAAAUGGCAUUGCAUGUGGUACUAAACAAACUUGAUCUAUGGAACAUAAU